This is a messenger RNA of Lacerta agilis (Sand lizard), 1022 nucleotides long. RefSeq names its product synuclein gamma (gene SNCG). The transcript has 5 exons. Gene Ontology annotation, molecular function: cuprous ion binding. NCBI's taxonomy places the organism in Eukaryota, Metazoa, Chordata, Lepidosauria, Squamata, Lacertidae. The record is from RefSeq and is a predicted model, not a curated record. Gene Ontology annotation, cellular component: axon terminus; neuronal cell body; cytoplasm. Gene Ontology annotation, biological process: chemical synaptic transmission; synapse organization; synaptic vesicle endocytosis. The coding region runs from base 191 to 595 and encodes 134 amino acids.
CUGGCAAGGACGAUACAGUCCACCAGACACUGCUUUCGUCUAGCAGCAGAGGAAUAAGAGCAGGAGGAGGCUCUGGCUAGAGAAAGUGAGCAGGAGAGUGGCACUGCAGAGAACCAGCAGAGUACCACUCCAUCUCCCAAAGCUUUUCUACGGGGGAACCUCUCGGCAGGUACCGCAAGAGCAGCCCGGCAUGGAUGUCUUUAAGAAAGGGUUUUCCAUUGCAAAAGAGGGUGUGGUGGCAGCAGCCGAAAAGACCAAGCAGGGAGUGACCGAAGCUGCAGAGAAGACCAAGGAAGGGGUGAUGUAUGUAGGAACCAAAACCAAAGAGGGCGUAGUGCAGAGUGUCACUUCAGUUGCUGAGAAGACCAAAGAACAAGCCAACUUGGUGGGGGAAUCUGUAGUAGCCAGUGUCAACACAGUGGCAAAGCAGACUGUAGAAGGAGCAGAGACCAUUGUCACCACCACUGGGGUUGUACAAAAGGAGGACUUAGAGCACCCAGUGGAAUUUGAAGAGCCACCCGCUGCCACUGCUGAAGAUGAAGCCCCAGUGGAAGCCACAGAAACCAGUGCAGAGGGCGAAAAUGAAGGAAAUUAACCCUCCUAGUGUGAAAAGUGGGAAUCCCAGGAGUAAAUGCAGAAAUGUUAGCUGCCACCAGAGCAGGGAAAUCACUCAUCCCCUAGGCUAACUUCAUUCAGCACUACAGUCUUUCACUUGCCUCAUACCGACAUAUCAUAGAUGUCUAGCAGACUCUUGAUCAUCUGUUUUAGGGAAACUGUGUGCAGCAGAGCUGUCUGUCUGUCCCCGUUCCCUCCCCCCAUCUCCUUUGUGGCUUCCUUCCUUCCCCAUCUUCAAAGCCUUCUGAGCGUGUGGUUUGGUAGCCAUGAUAUAGCGCAGUCGUGGUUGGAAUUGCUGGUUAAUGUCUUCUGCCCAUUAGCAUCAGCACUUGAGAUCCCUAAAAAUGGUGGACAUUUUUUUUUUAAGAAAAAAAGAGAGACAAAAUAAAACAACUUGUUUCAACUAA